Messenger RNA from Diaporthe amygdali, 1515 nucleotides. RefSeq names its product transporter SEO1. Gene Ontology annotation, cellular component: membrane. The record is from RefSeq and is a predicted model, not a curated record. The transcript is spliced from 5 exons. Gene Ontology annotation, molecular function: transmembrane transporter activity. The coding region runs from base 1 to 1515 and encodes 504 amino acids. Gene Ontology annotation, biological process: transmembrane transport. Lineage: Eukaryota; Fungi; Ascomycota; Sordariomycetes; Diaporthales; Diaporthaceae.
AUGGGGAGCAGCAACGAACAAGCCUCCAAUAGGAAUUGGUACCAAUGGUACUCUCCUGAUCAAACCCCAGAAGAAAGAAGAUUGGUUCUGAAGUUAGACCUCUUGAUUGUUCCAUAUGCCUUCAUCUUGUACUGGGUGAAAUAUAUCGACCAGACAAACAUUAACAAUGCUUACGUUUCUGGGAUGUCCGAAGACCUCAACUUCAACGGCAAUGAACUUGUGCAAUUCCAGACAAUAUUCGUUGUUGGGAAUGUAUUAGGCCUCCUCCCGUUCAUCUACCUCUUUCCACGAGUACCCAUGCACUUUUUGGUACCGACUUUGGACCUGGGUUGGGGGAUUUUUACUCUCCUGCAGUAUCGAGCACAGAGUUACGGGGAGAUCAUGGCCUACCGUUUCCUCGUCUCCAUCUUCGAGGCCUCUUAUUUUCCCGGUAUCCAUUUUGUGCUAGGCUCCUGGUACAGAAGUGACGAGAUUGGAAGGCGAGGUGGAAUUUUCUACGUCGGUUUGACCCUCGGCACCUUGACUGCCAGUCUUCUCCAGGCGGCUGCGACAACAUACCUAGAUGGGCAUAACGGACUGCCAGGCUGGCGAUGGUUAUUCAUCAUUAACGCAAUAAUCACCCUUCCCCUUGCAUUCCUGGGAUACUUCAUCUGGCCUGGUACGCCAGCCAGGCCCAACAAGCUCGUGAUCAGUGAGCGUGAUUUGGAGUUGGCUAGGUCUCGGCUGGAACGUCAAGGCUCAGUCGUCAAGAGUGUCCCUUUCUCUUUUGCACUGCUCAGUCGGAUUUUCAAAAAUUGGAAAUUCUACGUUUUGGUCUUGUGGGAUGUGUUCUUCUUCAACACCAGUGCAAAUACCGCAGCCUUCUUGCUGUGGAUCAAGAGUCUACACCGUUAUGACAUUGCGACUAUGAACAAUUUUUCCGCGAUAAGUCCUGCUUUGGGGAUAUUUUUCGUGCUGUUCAUCAACUUCAGUGCUGAUCUAUGGAUCUCGCGGGCUAAUGCUAUUACCCUUGCAUCAGCCUUCAACUUUACCGGACUCGUUAUCCUCGCGGUCUGGAACGUGCCCGAGGCAGCGAAGUGGUUCGCUUUUAGUGUGUCGUACUCGGCAGUGGCUGUGUCUUCGGUGCUCUAUGGCUGGGCUAACAUCAUCUUGAAGGACAACAUCGAAGAAAGGGCAUUGACUCUUGUUUUGAUGACUGCCAUUGCAACAUCGACCAAUGCUUGGAUCCCACUGUUUGUUUAUCCCACAGUUGAAUCGCCGCGGUUUCCAAAAGGCUAUGUCUAUUCGGCUUCCAUGGUCGUAUGCCUGGUCGUAAUGACCCAUAUAAUAUCGCACCUUUUUGGCAAUGACGGUCAGAAGCGUUCAAACACCGCACAAGGGCUCGCCGAGGCCGAACCAGGAUCAGAGAGGGAUUUGGCCAAUGGCAAGGAUUUCCAAAGAAUCGAUGAGACCAAUGCUAUCAAGAACACCGGAUCACAAGCCACAAUUCCGGCUGAUGGAGUACCGGCAGCAUGA